Fusarium mangiferae is the source of this 981-nucleotide messenger RNA. RefSeq lists its product as uncharacterized. The transcript has 2 exons. Lineage: Eukaryota; Fungi; Ascomycota; Sordariomycetes; Hypocreales; Nectriaceae. The record is from RefSeq and is a predicted model, not a curated record. Bases 1 to 981 code for a protein of 326 amino acids. Gene Ontology annotation, cellular component: cytoplasm. Gene Ontology annotation, molecular function: oxidoreductase activity.
AUGUCAGCCUACGCUCUGGAAACAGGCGGCAAAGCCGAAGUCACUGCCGUCUUGCGAUCCAACUAUGAAGCUGUGGUGCGUCAUGGCUUCGACAUCGACUCGGUCCUGUAUGGCGAGAUCAAGUCAUGGAGGCCAACUCAUGUCGUCAAUGCUGUUCCAGAUGUGUCUAAAGGCGAUGUCCCUCCAUUCGACUGCAUCCUCGUCACGACCAAGAACAUCGCCGACGUCCCUCCCACCACCGCAGACAUAAUCUCGCCGGCCGUGACUCCCGGCUAUACAUCGAUCGUGCUCUCCCAAAAUGGCAUCAACAUUGAAAAGCCCCUUAUUGCCCGCUUCCCCACAAAUCCGCUCAUCAGCAGCGUUGCUUACACAGGUGCGACAGAAACAGCACCCGGCAAGAUCUACAAUGACGACCCAGAUAAGCAGAAGAUCGGGGCUUUUUUCAGUCCAGAGGUUCCUGGCGAGGUUGCGGAAGAGGCGGCGAGACGGUACCUGAGUAUAUAUAACCCAGAAUGCAAACUAGAUGUGGUGUACGAGGCGGAUGUCGCGGCCAAUCGAUGGCGAAAGUUGGCUUACAACUCAUCCUUCAACCCUGUUGCUUCCAUCCUCAGCAUGGACACUCCCCGAAUGCGCAUAAGCCGCCAUAUCAUCGAUGAUCUGAUCCUGCCCAUCAUAAGUGAGAUCCGAGCCGUCGCAGAAGCCAAAGGCAUCAUCCUCCAACCGGAUCUUGUCGACGCCGUGGUCCACCAAGAUCCCAUCGACUCCGGCUUCAAACCUAGCAUGUGUCAAGAUUGCGAGAAGGGGAACCUGAUGGAGAUUGAAAGUAUUGUGGGGGAGCCUUUGCGCGAAGGGGAGAGGCUAGGGAUUGCGAUGCCGACGUUGAGGGUUGUGUAUGGGAUCAUGAAGGGGUUGCAGCUGAAGGUCUUGGAGGAGAAGCGAAUGUGGGCGCCCAAGUUCGAUGAAGACAACCCCUAUAGAUAG